This is a messenger RNA of Hevea brasiliensis (rubber tree), 2962 nucleotides long. RefSeq lists its product as uncharacterized. Bases 500 to 2839 code for a protein of 779 amino acids. The record is from RefSeq and is a predicted model, not a curated record. NCBI's taxonomy places the organism in Eukaryota, Viridiplantae, Streptophyta, Magnoliopsida, Malpighiales, Euphorbiaceae. The transcript has 17 exons.
UCUCAUUUUGGCGCAAAACAUACAAAAGGCUGGAAGGAAACAGAGCUAUCGACGGAUGAAUACGAGCUCCAGAUGUGUCUUUUUUUUUUUCUAAACAAUAGGCAGAAAGAAAAUGCAAACCCUAGAUGAGUGCCUAAAUCCUUUAUUCACAGAGAAUUUGUAGAUCUAAACAAGCUGUCAAGCAUCAUGGUUGCUAAAGAGGAAGAAUGUGGGAGUACGAUGGUAGAAAAGUGGAGGUUUUCCAAAGAACAAUAACCACUGAGAGAUUUUGUGGUUUUCCAUGUGAUUAUUGAGUGCUUUUAUAUGAAAUAAGCUUCAUGAAAGUUGUAUUAUAGAAGAGGUCUUAGGCUUGAAAAUUUUACUUGAAAAAACAGGAAUGCGAAUUUUGGUGAUUUUUUUGAUAUCUAAUGUUUUAAAGCAUUUGGGAUGGUAUAAUGUGGACUAGAGAAUAAGUUGCCCCGAUGCAAGGUCAUAAUUGCCUAUAAUUAAGCCGUUUGUCAUGUGGGACACUGUGCAACAAAUUGCCAUUUACAUCCAUAGAUUUCACAACCUUGACCUUUUUCAGCAAGGGUUCUAUCAAAUUAAGGUCAGUGUGAGAUGGGAAAACAGUGAUUAUACUUCUUUGGGAAUUCCUUCUAGGGUUGUUCAAUAUGAAGCUAAUGAUUUGGGUUCUGACAACAUUAAUGGGGCAUGGAGAAUCAAUGAUACAGACAAUAGUUUCUUAACACAGCCUUUUCGGAUUAAAUAUGCAAGGCAAGAUAUUUGUUUAUCUGUCAUGGUCUUGUUCAAUCUCUCUCUCAGUAAAUAUAAGGUUCCCUCCACAUCUGCUGUUAUUUUGAAAUUUGAGCUUAUGCAAGCUCCCAUAACAGAGAAUAUAUUUGAGUUGCUAGCAUAUCUGGAUGAUGCUUCUGUUGCAGUCCAUGAAUUUCGAAUUCCUCCUAAAGCUCUUUUGGGAUUGCAUUCAUACUGCCCUAUUCAUUUUGAUAUGUUUCAUGCUGUGCUAGUUGAAGCAAGCGUUCAUGUUAGUCUAUUGAAAGCUGGUUCUCUCACGCAGAUAUCCAGUGGUCCCUGCCACCUUGAAGAUGUUGCUGGUGAAAGUGUUGAUAGGUCCAAUCAAGCAUUGGGUCCAGUGAACCUUGUAGGCAUGAACCAGAUCAUGCUUGUUAAAUCACUGUUGGUUGCGCGUGACACUUUACUUGAAGAGCUGCAAAGACUUAGUGAAGCUGUUGACCAAGUAAUUGACUUGACUGAUUUCAUGUCCAAAAUGAAUGAUAUGAAUAUGUUUGAUUCUAUCCUGAAGGCAGAUCUGGGCACUGCAUAUGGUGAAGUUGGGGGGCAAGGCAUUCUUCAAAAUGGUCUUGAGAAAGCAAAUGGAACUCUAGAUCUCCAAAGUGAUAGGCUGCCCUACUUUUUACCAAAGGAUGCUGUGGUGAACAUUUUUCAGUUGCUGGGUGCUCAAUUAUCAUACUUGUGGAGCACUUUUUUGCAGUUUCACAGGGCAAACAACACAGAGAUACUGGAAUUUCUGCAUGAUGCAUGGGCUAAGGAUCGCAGAGCUGAGUGGUCAAUAUGGAUGGUGUACUCUAAGGUUGAGAUGCCUCAUCAUUACAUAAGUAGUGGAAAUAAUGAUUCUUCCCACCAUGUUGUUGAUAAAAGAGGUUCUAGUUUCUGGAAUUUAGCUGAUGAAACUGCCCAGAUUGUUGCUACACGUGCUGAGCUUCAUCGGCAAAGUAUUGCCCAAAUGAGGAUUAAUACUCGGUCAAUUCAAGACAUGCAUAUAUUUGGAGAUCCUCUGCGAAUCCCUAUUAUAUUUGUGGAGCGUGUCAUAAAUUCACCGCGGCGUACUUUUAGUGAAAAUUCUUACUUUAGAAAUUUAGAUCUGAUAGAUUCGCUUGGCUUACUCACUGGACCUUGCACAGAGGCUUUAAAGAAGCUUCCUGGUGGUACCUCGCAUAAAAAAGCCCGUGUGUUGAAGAUUGGUGUCUUUGUGCAUGGGUUUCAGGGACAUCAUCUGGAUUUACGACUUAUACGAAAUCAGUGGCUUUUGAUAGAGCCCAAGACGGAAGUUCUCAUGUCAGAGGCAAAUGAAGACAAAACAUCAGGAGACUUCAGAGAAAUGGGACUAAGGCUGGCUGAGGAAGUGAUCACUUUUCUUCAAAGGAAAUUGGACAAAUUUUCAAGAUCUGGUGGUCCGAGGGAUAUUAAACUUAGCUUUGUUGGCCAUUCUAUUGGAAAUGUCAUUAUAAGAUCAGCAUUAGCAGAGAGCAUUAUGGAACCAUUCCGAAGAUACCUUUACACAUAUGUUUCUGUAUCUGGUCCACAGUUGGGAUAUCUUUACAGUUCGAACUCUUUAUUUAACUCUGGAAUGUGGUUUAUGAAGAAGUUCAAGGGAACACACUGCAUUCAUCAGCUCACUUUCACAGAUGAUUCAAAUCUCCAAAAUACUUUCUUCUACAAACUUUGUAAGCAGAAGACACUGGAGAAUUUCAGGCACAUAAUACUAAUUUCUUCACCGCAGGACGGUUAUGUGCCAUAUCAUUCUGCAAGAAUCGAAUUAUGCCGGGCUGCUUCCUUGGAUUACUCAAAAAAAGGCAGAAUAUUCCUGGAGAUGCUGAAUAAUUGCAUGGAUCAGAUACGAGCCCCAACAUCACAGCAACGGGUGUUCAUGCGCUGUGAUGUCAACUUCGAUACCUCCUCCUACGGCAGGAAUUUGAACGCAUUCAUUGGACGGACUGCUCACAUUGAGUUCCUGGAGUCUGAUAUUUUUGCAAGGUUGUCUCACUCUUUAAUUCUUGGCAAUGUAGUUCAGAAAUGUUGGGAUCUGAAUGUCUAUGUCUAAGUCUAACAAAUGGAAGCCACAUUUACAUUCUUUUUCGGAGGUGGUUGUAUGCGUGGAAUUUGUUGGCCCCGGCCACUGAGAAUUAUUGUGUUGAAGGUAAUUAUUGGCAUCUUAUGUGGAUUA